Messenger RNA from Musa acuminata subsp. malaccensis (wild Malaysian banana), 917 nucleotides. The record is from RefSeq and is a predicted model, not a curated record. NCBI's taxonomy places the organism in Eukaryota, Viridiplantae, Streptophyta, Magnoliopsida, Zingiberales, Musaceae.
CUUACACUAUAUGUGCGGUCUUCCAUCUCACUUUCAGUGCCGAACAAAUUCCUCCUCCAUCUUCUCUCCCUCAUGCUUUCCAUUGUCGAAUUCUCAAAGCCAUAGAGACCGGUAGAGAAAAUAGUGCAUGAAAAGCUCCUCUAUAAGUGCACCACUUCUCCUCCUGUAACCCAACACCGGAGCAAGAAGACCAUGAGCCUCCACAAGUCCCACUCCCUGGUGAACAUCCCCUUCUCGUGGGAGAACCAGCCGGGGAUCUCCAAGAUCACUCCACAUGCAGAGGAGAGCUCUGCACAAGAACAUGUCAGGCUGCCGCCGCCGCCGUGCCAAUCCGAUAGCCCGAAGCUGUCGGUGCACGGCAUAUACGUGCCUCUUCCGCCCUGCGCUUUCCAGCCGCCUCCGCGACAGGUUCUGACGAAGAAGGAGGAGGGGGAAGACCCCUUCCUUGCAGCCUACAGGGAGUGCACCAGGAGCAGGAAACAGGGGACGGCAGCCACGGAGAGGAAGAGAGAUGUUUGGGCUGUGCUCGAGAGGUUUGGGCUUGGGUUGUCUUGCAGGAGCAGCUCUGGGGUCAGGGAGGGUGCCAUACUGAGGUUGAAGGAGCAAAAAAGGGUUCUUGCCACCUCCAAGGGGAAGAAUUACAUCUUUUGAUCCCUUGCAACACUAGUCUUUUUCUUGAUACAAAAUACAGGCAACAAUUACAUCUUCAAGGAGUUGUGAUCAUGUGAGAUUACAAUGAUAUUUUUACAAAUGGAUAUUUGAUGAAGAACUAACUGUAUGAGUAAAUAUUUGAUGAAGUGCAAUCCAAAGAACAAAAAGGAAGAAAUGUGGUUUUCUUUCUUUGUUGGCUACAAAUGAAUGCCUUGAAUAGUUUUUUUCUGGUCCAAGUCAAAUCUUCACUUGUUUUAGUUUCUAAA